Molecule: messenger RNA, 1005 nt
Organism: Talaromyces atroroseus
Lineage: Eukaryota; Fungi; Ascomycota; Eurotiomycetes; Eurotiales; Trichocomaceae
Exons: 2
Coding region: 1-1005 (334 amino acids)
Molecular function (GO): hydrolase activity, acting on carbon-nitrogen (but not peptide) bonds, in linear amides
Source: RefSeq, a predicted model, not a curated record
AUGUCUCGCAUUCUGAAGGUUGCGGCUGCGCAGCUGGGCCCUGUCCAUCUCGAUACCCCCCGAGCGGAAACAGUGGUUCGUCUUAUCAGGCUCUUGAAAUCGGCGGCGCGACAGGGAGCAACAUUGGUGGUAUUUCCAGAGCUGGCAUUUACGACUUUCUUUGCGCGGCAUCUCUUUGAUGAACCCACACGCCUAGAAGCCUUCUUCGAACACGAUAAAGACAUCUCGCGAUCCAGUCCGACUAAGGCUCUAUUUGAGGAGGCGCAACGGUUAGGGGUUGAUAUUUGCGUGGGCUAUGCCGAGAAAACACCGGAAGGUAGGGCUUUCAACUCGGCCAUCUAUUAUUCUGCGAAACAAGACCGGGUGAUGGCAAAGUAUCGCAAGGUCCAUAUCCCAGGGACUCGUGAGCCUCUUCCUGACAAGGCGGCGGUCAAUCACCUAGAGAAACGGUACUUUGAACCCGGUGACCUCGGAUUUCAGGCUUUUCGUGCUCCAGGCAAAAGGCAAAACGCGGAUGGCGCAGGGGAUCCAAUCCUGGGAAUGCUGAUCUGCAAUGACCGGCGAUGGCCUGAGGCGUGGCGUUGUUAUGGUCUUCAGGGAGUCGAAGUAAUCCUUUGCGGAUAUAACACCCCGGCAUAUAAUCCUCAUUUCUGGGGCACGUCGAAGGCCAUGAGCCCGGAAAUUGCGAAGAGCACUGCCAUUGCGCAGCAUAAACUGGUUAUGCAGGCCAACAGCUACAUGAACAGCUGCUUUUCCAUUGCCGCUGGCAAGGCCGGGCUAGAAGAUGGACAGUAUGAGCUCAUCGGAGGGAGCUGUAUCGUCGGCCCGGAAGGUCAAAUACUGGCCGAAGCAGCGACUACCGACGACGAAGUGAUUUGUGCAGAGAUUGAUUUGGAUGAGUGUCGCCAAGGGAAAGAACAUAUAUUCAACUUUGCGCAGCAUCGCAGGGUGGAAACAUAUCGGCGCGUUGUGGAUCAGGUUGGCGUCACGCAGCCUGAUUCCUGA